GGAUGGCACUAAUUACAGUGAAUAGGCCCUCGCUAUGGGCGGAGUAUAGGUACAGUUGGAUUGGUUGAGACGGGCACUUGAGUGACCUCACCAAUACACAGUUCAAUUCUCUAUCGCAUUGCAAGUAAUUUAUUGUUUGAAUGUUUGGCGCAUUUGUUUGAGUCGUUUGUGUGAAUCGUUUCAAUCAUUUUUACCGUUAAAUCAUUUUUCGUUUCAAACCUUUGAUUCACUCAUUAAUUAACGUUUUCUCAUAUAUUUGACACAAUUUGACCACAAUUUCUGUUUUCAAUACCUAUUAUUCAACUGAAUCUCAAUUUAACGGCCGAAGAAUGUCUGCAUUGAAUUACGAACAGGAAAACAAUGGUUUGGAUCAGCUCACAGACAAUCGACACAACGCUCUCAAAAUGCAAACCACAGAAAUGAAAGCGAAGUCACGCCAAGUGUUGACAACACCGGCGGCUAAAGGAUUGCUGUCAUCGAAGACACCGUUUGGAAAGUCUUCGCGAAAGGCUUUCGGAAACGUUAGUAAUGUUUUGCGAUCGGAAACAAAGCCGUCGUCGAGUAUAAGCGGCAAAAUGCAGACCAAAGACCAAACGGUUAUGAAAGCCGACCAACAGUUGAAGAACGCGUCCCAAUUGGAUGAGAAGAACGGGUUGACUGGUGUGGACACCAACUCUUCAACUGAUGCCAAGUAUAGUUCGGAAAUAGAAAGCAUGUAUCCAUUGGAAGAGGAAUUAAUGUCUGACACCAAUGAUUCCAUCACAAGAGGUCUCUUCGAUAUCGACGACCAAAUCGUGUUUGGAAUGCAAUUCGAUUCAGAUUUGCCCCAAAGUUUGGCCCCAAAGACACGAACCUUUGAUUUUAAUCAUUUCAUUUAAAUGUCUCUAAAAUGUAUUAACAUUU
Messenger RNA from Medioppia subpectinata, 903 nucleotides. Lineage: Eukaryota; Metazoa; Arthropoda; Arachnida; Sarcoptiformes; Oppiidae. The record is from the annotation of a GenBank genome assembly.